Molecule: messenger RNA, 384 nt
Organism: Suillus fuscotomentosus
Lineage: Eukaryota; Fungi; Basidiomycota; Agaricomycetes; Boletales; Suillaceae
Exons: 1
Source: RefSeq, a predicted model, not a curated record
GGGAGUGCCAAAGUGGCGUCAGCAUUGGGCAAAGGUGGGAGUGCCAAAGUGGCGUCAGCGUUGGGCAAAGGUGGGAGUGCCAAAGUGCCGUCAGCGUUGGGCAAAGGUGGGAGUGCCAAAGUGCCGUCAGCGUUGGGCAAAGGUGGGAGUGCCAAAGUGCCGUCAGCGUUGGGCAAAGGUGGGAGUGCCAAAGUGCCGUCAGCGUUGGGCAAAGGUGGGAGUGCCAAAGUGCCGUCAGCGUUGGGCAAAGGUGGGAGUGCCAAAGUGCCGUCAGCGUUGGGCAAAGGUGGGAGUGCCAAAGUGCCGUCAGCAUUGGGCAAAGGUGGGAGUGCCAAAGUCCCAUCAGUGUUGGGCAAAGGUAGGAGUGCCGAAGUGCCGUCAGAG